CAGUCUGUUUUCUGGAGUUUGUCAUUCUCCUCAUCUUCUAAAGACACUAACACACAUGACAUCUCUGUAAUAAGAGCAGCAGCUGUCAAAGAAAACAGUACAAGGUCAGUCGUCAUCAUGGUGAACGGUACACUGAAUGACCUGUCUCAGCUCAAACAAUCAGGCUUCGGUCAGCCGUGGCCUAGACAUGGCUUGAACCUGUUGUAUUGGUUUGCUCAUGACUACAUCGACUUCAGAAAUGGGAAAAUGGUCUCCAUCUCUAGCCCUCACGAUAAUCGCUUUGGCUUUCACAAGUUCAAAAAUGAUGAUGAUGAUCACAUUGUGCCUAUUGAGAAUCUCCCAUACUAUGAGGUGGGCAACCUGAACGCUCCAGGAGCAGACGAACUCCCAAAUUAUGUCAGGGCAGAAUACAACCAGAGCAAUCGUGACAGUAACAAGGAUCGCAUUAUUGUGCAUCAGGACGCCAAUGGCAACUUCAACAGAGUGUAUGUGACUGAACACUUGAAAGAUAACUUGAAACAGUUCGACAGCAAAAAAACCUACUGCGUGAGCCAGGGACUCCUCCAGAUCAUCAAGAACAUGACUCGAGAGCAGUUUCUCAAUAAGACAUCCAAAACUCAAGAAGUGCAUGCCAGUCAACCCCAGAUCUCCAAACCUGAAGUGGGGGGUGUCAGAAAUAGACCGCAGAUACGUGAAGUGACUGCGCCUCUAGACAAUUCCUGCUCAUGUACCAUUCUUUAAAUACAA
Carassius carassius (crucian carp) is the source of this 747-nucleotide messenger RNA. RefSeq lists its product as uncharacterized. Lineage: Eukaryota; Metazoa; Chordata; Actinopteri; Cypriniformes; Cyprinidae. The transcript has 2 exons. The record is from RefSeq and is a predicted model, not a curated record. The coding region runs from base 118 to 741 and encodes 207 amino acids.